Messenger RNA from Pungitius pungitius (ninespine stickleback), 4075 nucleotides. It is a transcript of the gene niban2a, whose product is annotated as niban apoptosis regulator 2a. NCBI's taxonomy places the organism in Eukaryota, Metazoa, Chordata, Actinopteri, Perciformes, Gasterosteidae. The record is from RefSeq and is a predicted model, not a curated record. The transcript has 14 exons. The coding region runs from base 368 to 2896 and encodes 842 amino acids.
AUUGCCACACUAAAGCGCCUGGUUUUGGCCACACCCUUGGCAGGGCCGCCCGAACACGUCGAACCAGUGAUGACUCCCGGAGGGUGUGAACCAGGCCAGUGUUCACCUCCCCCUGCUCCUCUCCACCCCCCCGGCGGGGAGUCUUCACCACGCCGCAGUCCACCACCUCCACCCGGGAGAGAAGACACGCAAGAAGCUCCACAGCCAAAGCCCCUCUGGUGGUGGGAAGAGCCUUUUAGCCGGUGGACCUGCCUCGGAUAUCUGAGACGUGUCCUCACUCCCCCCCCCCCCCCCCCCCCCCCCGAGCAGAACCCGUGAAGCAGCUCGGAUACUCGGUCACUCGGUCCCGUGGGUCUCUACUGUAACCAUGGGGGACGUGGUUUCCUCUCACCUGGAUGAGAGCAGGCGGGAGGCGAUAACAGCUCGCACCACAGAGGUGAUGAAGCAGUUCGGUGACGUGUACAAGCAGCAGUACGCAGUCGCUCUCUUCAACAGCAUCCGCUUCGAGAUAGAAGGAGGAGGAGCGCCGCAGUCACAGCUGCUUCACAGGAAGGACCCUCUGGCAGGCCGCUCCAUCUUCUCUGGGAGUCUGUUUCAGUAUCUGGAGGAGAAUCGGAAGUGGAGGAAUCGCUUUGUAUCGGUGCCAGAGAGCUACACCGUCAGCCUCUAUGAGAGCAAGACCGCACACGAACGAGGCCUUCACCCAAAAGGAACCAUCAACUGCGCUGGGUACAAGGCCCUAACCUCCAUAGAGGAGUACAUGGAGCUGAUUAAUACCAGCCUCCCAGGUGUCAAGGCCAGUGCGGGCAGUAAUCCCUUCAUCAAGUGUGCGUCCCAGUUCCCGCUCAUCCUGUGGCACCCGUACGCCCGUCACCACUACUUCUGCGUGAGGACGGAGAAGGAGCACAAGAAGUGGCACGCAGUGCUGCAGGACUGCGUCAGGCACAGCAACAACGGUCUGUCAGAGGACUGCACUGUUCAGACGCCAGCCUUCACUGACUCCGUGAGACUUCACAGACAAGCCAAGGGACACUACGGGACCUGGGACAUGAUGUGCGGAAAACCCCCACAGAUUCUUGCUAAUCUGGUGAUGGAGACCCUCCACCCGGAGCUGAGGGCCGUUAUUGCGCCGCGCCUGAAGGGGAAGCUGCAGCAGAGGCAGAAGCACUGGAUGCUGAUCUCCGAUGCGGUGUACAGGCAGGUGUUGUCUCGGACCACCGGCCACUACGAAGCCCUGGUGGACUCCUGUCAGGCCCAGAGGGCGCCGCUGGACGCCAGACUGCGGACCGACAUGGACCAGAUCAUCGCGUCCAAAGAGCACGUCACCAGCAAGAUGCGAGCUCUGGUGUUGCCCAAGGCGGAGCAGCUCCUUCGCACCAACGUCCAGCCCUACAUCAGCUCCAUCCUGGAGGCCCUGAUGGAGCCCACCAGCCGGGGUUUCUCCGAAGUCAGGGAGGUUUUCUUCAGGGAGCUGGUGGAGAUCAGCAAGAACUCGCUCAACGGAGAGGGGAAAGACAUACUGGGAGACCACAUGGAGAGGCUGUCGAUGCUCUCCCUCCACCCGGUGAAGAUGCAGAGCUGCUACGAGAAGGUGGAGCAGCUCAACCUGGAGGGGCUGCAGCAGAGGUUCGACGUGGCCAACCCCUCGGUGUUCGUCAGCAGGGCUCAGAUCCUCAUGGGGGAGCAAAUGGACAAUGCAGUUUACACAUUUGAGCAGCUGCUCAACCAGUCAUUGGAGACCAAGGGAGAAGAUGACGUGUGCAAGACCAUCCAGGGAUGCCAGGACCGGGUGCUCAAGAAAUACGAUUAUGACAGCAGCACGGUGCGCAAGAAGUUCUUCAGAGAGGCUCUGCUGCAGAUCAUCAUCCCAUACAUGCUGCAGCAGCUCUCUCCCUCCUACUCACCUGAGCUGCCUCGCUUCAAAGAAAUGAUCUUUGAGGACUUUUCCCGUUUCCUGCUGGUGGGAAACCUGUUUGAGGAGGUGGUGCUACAGUGUGUCUCCAAGGACAUAAUGAUGGCGGUGAAGGAGGCAGCCGUCCAGAGGAGACACAACCUCUACAGGGACAGCAUCGUUCUGACCAACAGCGACCCCAACCUGCACCUGCUCGGAGAAAGCCCUCAGGUGGACUGGGCCGCCAAGUUCGGGGCCGACGAGCCGGAGGGCAGCGUCGGUGGCGGCGGCGGCAGAUCUGGCGGCUCCGGGAACAGACGCAGGCAGGUGGUGUCCAUGAUCCAGCUGGACGGAGUUCCUCUGCCCUUCGAGUCCUGCCUGGAGGUCCCAGGCGUGGAGCUCAUCCCCGAGGAGGACACCGAGGUGCCCGAGGGCACACAGGAGGACCCGGACCCGCUGGAGGAGGCCAAGUCUCCCGACCGCGUGGUUGAAAUCCGAGACCUGAUUAAUCCCGUGGUGGCGUUGGCGCUGCCCGCGUCGAAGGAGAGCCCGACCGACCUGACCAACGGGACGGUGCCCACCGCCGGCACCGUCACCUGGGAGGAUGGGGCGCAGGAGGAUGUGACGCAUGUGACCACCACGGUGAAGGACGUCCCCAGCAAGCCUCCGCGGGACGCGACUUCCACGCCGGCAGCGGUCCAGGAACUAGUCGAAAACACGAAGCGGGGACACGACGAGGAGCGCCAGGAGGAGGCCGCCAUCAAGAGCGCCAUCGGGGAAAUAGAAGAGGCGGUGCGGGAAGACGACAGCGGAAGGAUCCCCGAGGUCUCCGCAACAGAAUCGGACGGGGAGUCGGCUUCGGUCUCCGGCUCCCACAGCGACCGCGGCCUCCAGUCACCUGCCAGUGGGGGGGCGGACGAGGGCGCGCCACAGCCAAUCACAAACGGUCUGACCGGAGAGGACAAAGUGCUGGACCCGGUGGAAGUGGAAGUGCUUCUGGCGUAAGGGAGAGGACAGUCCUCCCAACGUGACUCUGUAGCAGGAGAUUAGCCAAAGGAACACGGGUUAGUCCCCUCGCCCUUUGGUUCCUUUCUAAGCAGCUUGGUGAAUUUCGUGGCAACGUGUAGUCAGAAUUUGAUAUGGUAGCAAGAUACUGCUUUCGUAUCUGCUCCUUUAUGCUCCUUUAACGUCACAGGGAUCCGGGGUUUAUCUAUGUGGGAAUUCACUUUUUUUAAAGUAAGUUUUAACCAACAAUUUCAUCUAAGUUAUUAAUGUUUUCAAGUUGUUUUUAAAGCUUUAUGUCAACCCCAUUUGUUUUGUUGUUGAUGCAUCACAUUAAUAAUCACAGCCUCUACAAUCUGCCUUUGAGAUGUGGCAUGGGGAUUUGUUUUACGAUAAUUUUAAAUUUUUCCGACUGUUUUUCCUGUAUUCACAAAUGGCCUUUAUGUUUCAACGCCAGAUAUUUAGUGAUCCGUACGGAAUGAUUUGCACUUCCACUCGAUUGGAUAAAUUGGAUUUAAAAAAAUCUUUUAGACCUCCAAACAUGUAUCAUUUACUGUCACUUUGCAUUACCAACAUAGAGUAAAUGUCUUUAACUUGUAGGAUUUAGAUGUAACUUCCUCUUUAUCUUUGUGAUAAUGGACAUUUUUCAUGUGAAGUAAAUUAAAUCAAAAACCAGUGACAAUUUUAUCAGCACAUCAUUUUUAAAAAUGUAAAUAUUGAACUUUGGACUUAGUUGCUUUUACAAGUGUUUAUGUCCUCUUUUGUUCUAAAAUGAAAGUUCUUAUCAGAUACAUAUAUUGUGGAGGACACACUAUAAUUAGGGAAAUAGUUUUGGGUUACUAUAAAGAUCGUAUUAAGCGCUUUAACUUCCUUUAAAGAAUCUAGAGACUAAUUCUUAUUUGUUGGACAUUUUUGUAUCAAGUGACCUACCAUGCAACUACAGAAAAAAAAAACUGAAAUAAGAGGAUGUCAAUCAGGAGACAGGUGUGUUAUUUUAAAAUACUUUUAUAAUAAACCUGGAGAUGGUUGCUUUUGAAUACCAACAUCUCCAGUGAGCAAUAACAUAAGUAAUAAUGACAGUGUGGUUUAUUAAGAUCACAAGGGAGUGGCACAAGUGGAAUUAAUGUACAAACUUGUCAUUUAACAUCUUCAUUUUUAUUAGAAUAAAAAUAUCAAAUUACA